Boleophthalmus pectinirostris (great blue-spotted mudskipper) is the source of this 1475-nucleotide messenger RNA. It is a transcript of the gene map1lc3b, whose product is annotated as microtubule-associated protein 1 light chain 3 beta. Gene Ontology annotation, cellular component: autophagosome membrane; autophagosome; cytosol. Gene Ontology annotation, molecular function: ubiquitin protein ligase binding. The record is from RefSeq and is a predicted model, not a curated record. Bases 213 to 593 code for a protein of 126 amino acids. NCBI's taxonomy places the organism in Eukaryota, Metazoa, Chordata, Actinopteri, Gobiiformes, Gobiidae. The transcript has 4 exons. Gene Ontology annotation, biological process: autophagy of mitochondrion; cellular response to nitrogen starvation; autophagosome assembly.
CACAGCCAGUUUGAAGGAAGCGACGACACAGAAGCCACAGCUAAACUAGGCCCGAGACUUUUAAAGCGAACCAACCGCACAGCAAAUCCACGUAAACCUACUUUUUAUGCGUUUAAGAUUUUGUAUUUUUUACAUUUUACAUAGUUUUAUUAUUUGAUAUCAUUGCUACCUCAGUUUUUACUUAGCCUACUGCCAGCUGACUUUGACGCAAUAUGCCUUCAGAGAAAACCUUCAAACAAAGAAGGACGUACGAACAAAGAGUAGAAGAUGUCAGACUGAUUCGGGAGCAGCACCCAAACAAGAUUCCUGUCAUCAUUGAACGGUAUAAAGGAGAGAAGCAGCUGCCCAUCCUGGACAAGACCAAGUUCCUGGUGCCAGAUCACGUUAACAUGAGUGAACUCAUCAAGAUCAUUAGGAGGCGCCUCCAGCUAAACUCAAACCAGGCAUUCUUUUUGCUUGUGAAUGGCCACAGCAUGGUGUCUGUGUCCGCGGCCAUCUCUGAGGUGUAUGAACGCGAGCGUGACCAGGACGGCUUCCUCUACAUGGUGUACGCCUCCCAGGAGACUUUCGGCUGUGCCACCAUCCCGCAGUGAACCGCCUUUUCACAACAACAUUUGGACAAUGCUAGUUUUAGGCCCCCUCCACCCUCUCCCCCCCCUUUUGAGUUGUACCCAUAAUCCUGACUGUAAUCCGCCCAGUAGCCCCAGGAGUUGACCAAAACAGUAGAGAAAGCUGCUUUUUAUUAUCUGACAACAGCCCUCCUAUAUCACCAGUCACAGAGGCUAUUCCCAGUGUUGUAAUCCCUUUAUUUUAAUGUACAUAUGUUUUUAUGUAGCAAUAUUGGCAUAUUUAUAGGAAUUCUUGGAGGAGGGUUUGCCAUUUUCCCCAGUCUACUUUUGCCACAGGAAGGAUCUUUAAUACCAAGUUUAUCAUUCCCAUUGGUGUCAUUGCCUCCCGCCUUGUUUAGUCUGAAGCAUUUUCACUGUAAAAUGAAGAUGUUAGGAAACAGCUUGAUGAUUGUAGCUUGGGUGUGCGUAUCUGUCAACUUUGAAUUUAAAGGGGAGUAUAACCAAGUUUGGACACACUACAAGCUUGGUGACUGUGUGAAUGGAUCUUGAUCAAAAUGCUUAUAAUAUAGAUAUAAAAACUCUUAUAUAUUGCUUUGAUAGCAGUGGGUUUGGGGAAAGCUUAAGAAGGCCACAGACUCUGUAAAUUGGUCGUUCUCGUCUUUCUCAUCUUUCACAAUCAGGUUUUAUAUCAGUGUUUUAUUUAGUUUCUUUAAUUUGUCGUGGAUUUUACUUGAUUAUAUGUAAACUACAGUUGGUGUGAGUGUCGGAGGGGCGGAGCAUGUCCCAGUGCUGUCUGUUCUUCUGCCUGCCCCUCUGGUUCAUCUGCACAUCCAAAAACAGCAAUAUCAUACAGCCGCUUGUGUAUUUAUGUUGUUUUUGUAAACUACAAUAAAGAAAAAAAAAUAA